AUGCCUUGGUAUGGCCCGCCUCCUGCGCCGGAGGGCUUCGUCAUGGCGGAGGGAAACCAGUUUGCUGGCCAGGUUCCCGGCAGCUUCCCCACUGCCUCGCUGUUCAGCGGGCAGGACGGGCUCCUGGGCAUGGGUGCUCUGUUUGGCAAGGUCCUCGGGAAGGGGUUUGCCGGCAAGGGCGCGUUUGGCAAGGGCUUCGAGGGCGGCGUCCCCGGCGCGGCGAGCGGCGGGCCGGCCGCCCCGCCCGGCCAAGCCCGCGCGCCGGCCGGCGCGCGCACCGCCGCCGGCGGCCUUGGCGGCAGCUUUGUUGGCAAGGGAAUCGCAGGCUCCAGCUACGCGGGCGACGACUUUGUCAGCAGCAGCCUCGCUCUCCCGGGCUUCAGCGGCACUAGUUACGCCGGUGACGACCGGGUGACCAGCAGCUUCUCGCUGCCCGGCCUGUCCGGCACCAGCUGGGCCGGCCCCGGCCUGAAUGUUGGCGCCACGCUCAACGGCAAUGGCUGGUCGUGGCCGCCGGCCGCGCCAGCCGACAACGGGUACACCUGCCCCGACUGCCGGCCCGCCGUCACCGCGUUCACGCGGCUGGUCAACGCCAGCGUGGCCGGUUACACCUACGACGAGGCGUCCCUGGAGGACUUUUGCGAGGCGUACUACGAGGCCACCGGUGACGACAGCGACUGGAGCGCAAGCGGCGACGACGGCGCCGCCGCUGGCGCCGGCGCCGCCCCAACUGCGGCCCCCGCCGACGCCUGCGCGGCCUUCUCGCCGUUCGCCUGCCCCGCCGACAAAGGCUGCGUCGCCGCCAACCCCUGCACUGUCCGCCAGGAGCGCCGCCCCGACCAGGCACUGUGCUCCUUCCUCUCUGCCGGCGCCGCCGCCUGCUCCCUCGCGCCGGAGUGCGCGUGGCUGCCCGACGCGCUCGCGGCAGAGGGGCCGAGGGCGCAGCACUGCGUUGAUGCAUACCUGGCAGUCCUCGACCAGGGCCCCGGGGCCGUGGACGGGCCCGCUGCCUACUGCAGGGCGACCCAGGGGGAGGACUGCUCCGAGCUGUGCCUGGCGCUGCUGGGGACGGGCCUGGACUCCCUGCUGUCGCCGCUGCUGCCGGGCCUCUGGCCCUGCGACGCCUGCGCGACCUGCCUGCGCGGGGCCAACGCGAGCCUGGCGCUCAUCGCCGGGACCAACAGCAGCGCUGACGCAGCCCUGGCCGUCUACAACCAGUGCCGCGCCCAGCUGUCCGGCACCCCGCUCUCCGCGGAUCAGCUGGCAAAGGGCAAGUGCAAGGCCAAGGUCGAGCUCAAGUGCGCCUCUGCCGGCCGCAGGAACACAUGCAUCCUCAACCAGGACUGCACCUACGACUUCCUGGGCAAGUGCACAUCAAUGGACGACGCCUACUGCCGGACCGUCGUGUGGGAGCCGCAGCGCACCGUCUGCAAGGCGCGCGCCGUGUGCCGCCAGGUCGCGUCGCAGCCCGCGGCGUCCACCGCCGAGGGCGCGUGCGCGCUGACUGGCCUGUGCCCCGAGCAGUCCGAGGGCGCCGCCGCCAACGCGACGGCAACGGCCACCUGCGAUGCGUGCGUCCGUCGCGCGAGGCGGGAGCUCUCUGCGCUCCCAGGCGGCGACGUCUGCGCCGCUGCCGCGGCGGGCACCGGGGCGGGCGCGCCCCCGCUUGAGGGCCCGGGUGGCAGCCUGGACGGCUGCCUGGGCGUGGUGGCAUCGCUGCAGCGCGGCGCGGACGACUGCCGGGACGUGGAGGCCAAUUGGGGCCUUUUCCUGGCCGAUCUCGAGAGCCCUGGGGAGGGUGCACCGUUCUCGGCCUUCUGCCACCAGAUCAACGCUACAGCCACCUGCGACACGCGGCGGCGCGCCGGCGAGCUCAUGGGCUCCUUCUUCUCGGCCGACGGCCCCUACGAGGCCUGCGCGGCGUCCUCCCCCCUGGCGCGAGACCUAAUGGCGGCCGGCCGCCUGCCGCGGAGCGCGGACGGCCUGCACGCCUUCUGCGUGGAGCUGGCCGGCGCCGCGGACGAUGCGGAUGACAUCGGCACGGCCCUGGACGCGGUGAGGGACCUGUUCACUGGCGGAGCCCUCUGUGAUAGCUCCAGCGACUCGUGCUGCCCGCCAUCCGGCAUCACACCAACCCCCGACGUGUGCGAGGGCCAGUCAACGCCCUGCCAGGCCGGCACUACUUGCAAGGUCACCCAGGACCCAUGCAACGAAGCGGCCAAGGCCAGCUUCUCGCGCAGAUCCAGCACGAACGCAACCUGCGAGCCCGAUACCUUUGUCGGCAACGCGACCUGCGCCUUCUUCCCCGCCAGCCCCGACCUCGCCAGCCGCGCCAUCGCGGUGCUCCCGACACAGCAGCGCCCCGCUUCUGCCAAUGCCAGCGGCGGCGCUGACGUCAUCACCGGGAUCUGCUACACACCGACCCUCUGGGACGCCUGCGCGCCGGGCGCAGCCUGCAGCUUCCCUUGGGCUGGCUCUGACCUCUGUAAGCCCAUCCCAACAUGCAGCCUGCCGCCAUCCACCGGAAGCGGCCCGGGCUGUGGCGCGGGGGAUGACAGCUGCUGCAUUGCAUCUGAGGGUGCCACGUUCUCGGAAGACGAGGAGGAUCUGUGCCUCAUCAACUUUGGCCCCGCCGGCAAGGGCUGCGCCGUGCGCCCGCGCUGCGCCAUGGUCCGCGACCCCUGCCGCGCCCACGCCACCCCUUGGGCCUGCUCUGCCGACCCUACGUGCCAGUACACCGCCCGCGACCCCGCCUCGCCCUUUGGCGGCCGCGCGUGCGCGACCGUCCCCGCCCUCGACAAGUGCCGCGCGGCGGCCGUCGGCGAGUGCUGGCGUGAGGGUCCUGCCUGCGCGGUCGUCGACAGAUGCGUCGCCAGCGACUGCGCGGACAGCGACACGUGCUGCCCCUUCCAGGACGACCCGGCCGGCUGCGCGCGCGCGUUCCCGGCCUGCCAAACCGACGUCGGCUGCCGCCCGAGGGUGGACGCGUGCGCGGCGGCUAUCGGCAACGCGACAGCGUGCGCGACGCUGCCUUACUGCAGCUGGGACGCCUUCAAGGGCUGCUCCCUGGACGCGUCCAAGCACGCGUGCGCGGCCCUCGACAUAGACCUCUGCCGCGGCAGCGCGGACUGCACGCCAGACUUCCAGUGCCUGGACACAUGCAAGAUGUGCGGCGACUGCGUGGCCGCGGCGUACUCCGCCGUGUCGUCCCCAGCCAACGAGGCCUUCCUCAAAGACCCCGGGAACGCCACCCUCGGCAUUGCACUCCUGGAGGACGCCUGCGCGCGCAAACUGUUUGAUCCCGAGGGCUGCGCCGCCGCCCUCGCCGCCGUCAAGCGCCCCGGCGGCGCCACGACGGCCCUCCGCCCUGGCGCGCUCUGCACGCUCCUGGGCUCCUGCCCCCUUGGCAGCUGCAACAUCACCGACCCCUCCGCCCGCCCGGCCGGCGCCGCCGCGCCCCUGGACCGCUGCACGGCCUCCGGCACGGCCGCGGGCGCGCUGCCGCCAGGCACCAACCGCCCCGGCGCGCGCCCCCCGGCGCCGCUGUGCAUGGGCACCGCGGACUGCGCCGGGAACGCCUCGGUCUGCGAGUACCCCGGCACUGACUGCGCCUUCAAGACGUGCGACCCUGAGACCGGGGCGGACGCGUGUGUGGCCACCGGGACCUGCCAGGAUCCGUGCCAGACGCCGUCGGCGCUGGCGCGCCUGGCGGCCGGCAGCGCGGCCGCACCACCCUGCAAGAGCGCCUUGGACUGCCUGCCCGGCGUCGAGUGCCGCCCCUCGCUGCCCGACUGCCGCCGCGCGGUGUGCGCCGGCGGCGUCGAGGCGACCGAGCCAUGCGGCGACAUCUGCUGGCCGCGGGCCCCGCUCAUGAUCGGCGCCUCGGUCGCGCGCGACGGCACGCUCCAGGUCCAGCUGAACGAGGCCGCCCUCACCGCCAGCAGCGCCUGCGCCCUCAUAUUCGACGGCCCCACCUCCCAGCUCCUCGGCCAGUGGGCACUCUGCGAAGCCUUGGGCAGCACGCUGUCGAUUGUGCUCCUUGGAACCGUCGACCUGGUCCCAGGCGCGAGCGUCAUCGCCCUCGACCCCGAGCAGUCGUGGCUCGUGCCCGCCCUCGAGCCGGCCACCGCGUUCCUCGGGUCGCUGCGCCUGCCCGCGACGCUCUGCGAGGCCCCGGACUGCCCGCCGCCGCCGGCGACGCUGGACGGGCUGCUGGACUUGGUGAUCGGCGCCUGCCCCGGCGACGACGACGCGGCAGAGGUCGUGCUGGCCGACGCUGGCGCAUCAGCCACUGGGCUGGCCGGCAAGCUGACCUCGGUCAAAUGGAGCCUCGUUCAAGGCAGUGACCCGCUGCUUGCAGAGCUGAUCGCGGACGCAAACGCCGAGAGGGUGCCGCUGUCGCGCUGGGCCGGCGCGUACGGCGACGACGCAAAGGGUGGCUGCUACGGGGGUUACGGCGGUUACGGUGGUUAUGGUAGUUAUGGUUAUGGCAGCUAUGGCAGUUAUGGUGGUUACGGCGGAUAUGGCGGCUGCGGCGGUGGCGGCCCUGGCGAGCUGCUGCUCCCGCCGCUGGUGCUCACCGCCACCUUGGGCCAACUGCGUUCUGUCGCCCCGGGCACGUACACCAUCGGCAUAACCCUCACCAACAUCUUUGACGUGGCAGCAUCUGCCAACCUCACCUUCACCAUCUCGCUCGCGUCACCGGACGCGCCGCCGGCCUUCAGCCUCAUCAGCGGCGCGGCGUCGUUCGCGCCGUCUCAGAGCGUAACCAUCGCCGCCAGGUUGGCGCCCAGCAGCUGUCCAACAGCUGCCGCCGGCCCUGUGACCUGGUCCUGGUCCUCGGACGUCCCAACCCUCGAUUUGUCGGGCAUGACGUCAGCCACCCUUUACAUCGGCGCCGGCGUGCCGGGCCUCUUGGCUGGCGAGCUCUACACCUUCAAAGCGACCGCCCGCUACGGCAACGCCACAGCCUCUUCCUCCGACACCCUCUCUCUGCUCGCCACUGCUUCCACGCUCGUCGCGAGCCUGGAGGGGCCCUCCGGCGCCGUGCGCGCCGACGGGGAAGCCACCUUCAGCGCGGCGGGCAGCUACGACCCAGAUGACCCGGACAGCGCCCUGGGGGCUCUGGCGUUUGUGUGGUCGUGCUCAGUCUCCGCCACGGGCGGGCCCUGCUUUGACGGGUCCUACCGAGGCGUCCAAGACGGCCCCACAUGGACCAUCGACCUCGGCCGCCUGUCGCCAGGCACCGACUACACCGUCGCGGUCACCGCUGUCAAGGGCAGCGCCUCCCCCAACAGCGCCGGCGAUGAUGAAGAUGACGACGACGCGCAGGCCGCAGACGCGCCCGCCGCGCCGCCGCGCAGCGCGUCCGCGUCGCUGCGCCUUGCGCCGACGGACGCGGCCGUGCCGACCGCGACCAUCCGGCGGUCCUGCGGCGCCGAGGAGGCAGGGCCCGGCGGGCGCGCGGCGCCGCGGCAGUGCCCGGCGCGCCACAACCCUACGGAACCGCUGACGCUGGAGGCGGCGUUCGAGAUCGGGCCGGCUGUGGCGUCGAUGCUGUGGGCGUUUGACCCGUCGCACCCGCUGGGCGGGCUCCUGCUGUCGGACGACACGACUCUGGGCGGCACCGACAAGCCCACGCUGACCGUGCGCCCUGAGGGCCUGCCGAGCGCGGGGUCUGUGUCGUUCCUCCUCACGCUGCUCGGCAAGGACGGAACCUCUGGCACGUCCACCCUGACGGUCGACCUCAACAGCGCCCCCGUCUGCACGCUCGCCGGCGGCUCCGGCUGCGCCGGCGUGCUGCCCGCGCCGUUCUCCUUCCCCCUGGCGGCCGCGUUUGACGCGUUUGGGGACGCGGCCCCGUCCUUCCCCGACUGCUCGACCACCCUGGGCGCGCCCCGCGGCGCGUGGGCCGACCCCGACGGCGACGCGCUGUCCUUUGAGUUUGGGGUGGUUGACCCGCUCACCGGCGCCCAGACCGCGCGCGCCGCGGGCCCCACGCCGGCGUUCACGUUUGACCGGCUCGUCCCCGGCACCCACAGCCUGUACAUGUGCGCCAUCGACGCGCUGGGCGCCCGCAGCUGCGACAGCACGGAGACCCGGGUGGCGCCGCCGGUAGCCGGCGCCUCGGACGCCGCGGUCUGGGAGCGGACGUGGGCGGACAUGGCCGCCGAUCUGGAGAGCAGCCUCGGAGAUGCGGAGGCGGUCGCUCAGAUCGGCUUCCAGAUGGCCGGAAUCUGCAAGUUCCUGCGGGACAGCGGCCUGCCGCUGCCGGCUCUCUUGGAUGAGGACAUCUUUGGCCCCGUGGACGCGACUGAUUACGAACCUGAGGUCGACAUCGACGGAUCCGAGGGCGACAGCAACGAAGAUGCCGAGGACGGCGCCGGGGCUGUCGUUGGCAGCGGCGACGGCGCCUCUACCGCCGCCGCGGCCGUCCAGCGGAAGCCCGAGGGGCACCGCAGCCGCCCCCGCGUGGCCAAGGCGCUGGUGGCCCCAGUGCCCGCGCCGACGGGCGGCCUGCCGGCGGCCCUGAGCCCGAGCAACCUUGUGAAGUCGAUGGCUGCCGCGGCCGCGGGGACGGGCAGCCCCGGCGCGCUGAAUGCGCUGGUGGCAGCUGCCGGGCAGCUGGCGACGGUUGCGCCGAUCAACCCCGAGGCCGGGAUGGCGGUGGUCAAGCUGUACAAGUGA
Monoraphidium neglectum is the source of this 6687-nucleotide messenger RNA. RefSeq lists its product as hypothetical. The transcript has 21 exons. The record is from RefSeq and is a predicted model, not a curated record. Bases 1 to 6687 code for a protein of 2228 amino acids. NCBI's taxonomy places the organism in Eukaryota, Viridiplantae, Chlorophyta, Chlorophyceae, Sphaeropleales, Selenastraceae.